This is a messenger RNA of Sesamum indicum (sesame), 1220 nucleotides long. NCBI's taxonomy places the organism in Eukaryota, Viridiplantae, Streptophyta, Magnoliopsida, Lamiales, Pedaliaceae. The record is from RefSeq and is a predicted model, not a curated record.
ACACGCCCUAGACUAGAGAAACCAACGCCUAGCCUUCCUACUACAUAUGUAUGUUGAACACAUGCAUAAUAUACACACCACAUACAUAACAUAAGACGAGUGCGGUGCCCUCUGCGCCUCAGUCUCUCUACUACUCUCUACCCUUCUCCCACUUCCCACUCCUCUCCUCUGUUUCAUUGCCUAUUUCCUGCUACAAACCCUCUUCAUCUCCCUUCAAACUCUUCUACAUACGACAAAAACGAGGGUAUUUAGUGUACAUGCGGCGGUUCUGAUGGCGGCGCCACCCGUGAAAUCUCAACCAUUGCACAACUUCUCUUUGCCCCACCUCAAAUGGGCCCACAAGAACGCCUCCUCCGCCCCUGGCUCCAGUUCCCAACACCACCGCUUCCGCCGUCGAGACUCCCCUGAUCAACAUCAACACCGCUUCCAAGAUCCUGACUCCGACCCCGGAACGCGACUCACCAAUCCUAAGCAACAACCGCCUGUCGGUUCUUCACGGAAAGAUUCUGUUUUGCCGAUGGGAGAGGAGGAUAAUGAGGAUGACAAACCGUGGAACUUGCGACCGAGGAGGGAGAUCAUAAGAGCGUCUUCGACUUCCAAUAAAGAAACGGGCGCUGAGAAUAAUGAUAACAAAGGCUAUAGCAAAAGUAACGGGGUAAAGUCACAGCGGCUCAGGGGGUUGGUGGAAGGAAGGCAGCAGAAUGGUGGAGUUGAGAGAAGGGGUAAGAGGAAAGUUUGGAUUUCGCUAUCGAGGGAAGAAAUCGAAGAGGAUGUUUAUGCUUUGACAGGCGGCCGGCCCGCCCGCAGGCCAAGACGAUGGCCUAAGAACGUUCAGAAACAACUCGAUAGGCAGAUUCAAUGUUGAUAUGUAGAUUCUGAAAGCAAUUGGUUUGCUUCAAAGGGUGGAGUAUGGACCAUUUUAUGAUAUCUAGACCCAUGUUUUGUUGGUCUUGUGUUUCCUAAGAUACUAUUAUGUUAUCUUAGACCUCAUUCCCUACAUGCUAUUGGGAGCAGAAUCCUAAUUGCUUGCAAUGUUUAGUUAGUCAUGUCCUCGUGUUAAUAUCACAACAUACUGAUAAGUGUGACCCUCCUAUUAGCUUCUAGUUUAAGUUGAUCAUUCACUCAUGUUUAUUCCCCUUGCCUCCCAUCUCUCUCGCUGUUAGUCUCAUACACAUAUGUUUUAGGCAAGAAUCCUACUGUCAUUGACUUUACUGCUCAGG